Messenger RNA from Danio aesculapii, 2921 nucleotides. It is a transcript of the gene apbb2a, whose product is annotated as amyloid beta precursor protein binding family B member 2. The record is from RefSeq and is a predicted model, not a curated record. NCBI's taxonomy places the organism in Eukaryota, Metazoa, Chordata, Actinopteri, Cypriniformes, Danionidae. The transcript is spliced from 14 exons. Bases 96 to 2567 code for a protein of 823 amino acids. Gene Ontology annotation, molecular function: amyloid-beta binding; transcription factor binding. Gene Ontology annotation, biological process: regulation of DNA-templated transcription. Gene Ontology annotation, cellular component: nucleus; cytoplasm.
CUCAGAUUGCGGGCGCCUGGGCUUUAAAAGCGGGCGUCUCCUCCGCAUCAGCAUCUGGAGGACAGAACAGCCGUGCUGCUGAUUAAUCCUUUGCAAUGAUGUCACUACAGAAGCCUCCUUUAAGGCGCAGUGCGUCCACAGUGGAAUCGACCAAUCACAGCAGGCCACUGUUGACUCCACCCACAUCCCUUAAUUUACGCUCCUCCCACAAUCAGCAGCUGAGCUGCGACACUAUAAAGGAAGGUGUUGUCAAGGAAACGCAAGCCUCAAAGGGGCGUCAAAAAUAUGCACUGACGAAUAUUCAAAAUGCGAUGGGUUUGAGCCAAAACCCCGCCUCUCUCCCAAAGCCCGCCCCUACAAAAUCCGCCUCCUCUUCAUCGCUCUACUGCUCCUCUCUAUCAUAUUCCACAUCCAACCCCAAACUGGCUAAAAACGGCACAAAUCUACAGCUGAAGGAGGAGCAGCUGGAUCUCAAUAAGAAUGAGAACAAGAACCAGGUGAGCAGCUGGGACUGGCUGGAGGGAAAAGACAACCAGAAGAACUCCAGCAUCAGGAGGAGGACCAAGAGUUUUCUGGAGUACCACCGAGAGGAGCAGAGCUUUCUGGAGCACCACAGAGAGGAGCAGACAUCCAGCAGCCCGGAGAAGGACUCGCAGAAGCCCCUGCUGCCCAAGCUGGAGGCGCAGAGCUGGGGGAAGGAGAACCACGUGGAGGCACACCUGACGCUUCCCCAGAACCACCUGCUGCUGCUGGCCAGCGAAGAGGAGGAGAGUCCCGGAGAGACGCUGGACGUGUAUGAACACACACUGCGGCCAAAUAAUGAGUGUGUGAGCCGCGGCAGAGACCUGACAGGCCGAGCAGGAGCACAGGUGAGCCCGGCGUACACACUGAAGCUGGAGCCAGAACACACACCUGAGAAACGGGAGUCUCCAGAACACACACUUCGGUCUGAGAAACAGGAGUCGCAAGAACACACACCUCGGCCUGAGAAAAGGGAGUCUCCAGAACACACACCUCGGCCUGAGAAACAGGAGGAAGAGGAGGAGGAAGACUCCAGCUGGACCACACUGUCUCAGGAGAGCCCUUCUGUGGAAACACCGCAAGACACAGGUGUUUGGGAAGAGCCUCCUCAGGUGCAGAGUGUCUUACAGGACUGUUUCUGGCGAGUUCCAGCUGAUUCCACAUCUCAAGAUCCACCUGUCAUCCGUGAUUCUGUGCUGGAGGCGGAGCCAAGAGUGAAGGGGGUGUGCCUUCCUGUGCCCUGCACUAAAGCACAGACUGAGCGUCCCAGCAGUAUUGUGUCGGACAGUUCAGUGGAGCCCGUACCUUCAUCAGCAGCCUCUUCACCCUCCUCUUCCUCACUGUGUUACGAGGCCAUGGGACGUGCGGCCAGUUUCCUCAACAACAACUACCUGGACCUGAUGGAGAGCAGUGACUCUCAGGAGCGGGAGAAGCAGGACAGAGACAGACCGACAGCCCGGACCAGUUCAGGAGCUCCUGGUGGGCCAUACAGCUUCAUUAACCACAGAGCUAAAGUCCCAUCAGCCCCUGCAGACACUGUCAUCCCCAUCAAUGAUCUGGAGACGCAGGUGUUUUCUGUGCUUUAUCUGGGCUGGCUGGAGGUGCGAGAUGCGGAUAUGAUGAGCGGCAGGAGCAGCGCUGUGGUUAAUGACUGUAUACAGCAGCUCAGAGAGACAGAGCAGACAAGGAGGCAGAAGAUGCUGUUGGUGCUGCAGGACGUCACUCUCACCCUGAUGGACCAGGCUGACCACGCCCACCUGUACUCUCAGCCAAUCAGCUGCAUCUGUGUGUGGGGUGUGGGGCGGGGCCUCAGCAGGGAUUUCGCGUAUGUGGCCCGAGACAAAAACACGCGUGUGUUGAAAUGCCACGUGUUUCAGUGUGACAGUCCUGCAGAACGCCUCUCCAGCAGCCUGAAGCAGAUCUGCUCAAAGAUUAUGGCUGAGCGCAGGAGUGUGUGUCCCGCCGCCGGCCCGUCCACACACUUCAGCUCUGAUGUUCCGCUCAGAGUAGAGUUUCCUUCACCAAAGACUGACCGACAACACAGCUUCCAUGUGCUUUACCUGGGAAUGACGUCAGUGCUGCGGCCUAUAGGGAUGGACAUGAUCAACGGAGCCGUGGAGAAUCUGAUGUCCAGCGCAGGGAAAGAGGACUGGACGCCGGUGCUGCUGAACGUUGCAGACGCCACCAUCACCGUCAUCAAAGAAAAGGAAGAGGAAGAGGAAGUGAUGGUGGAGUGUCGCGUACGCUUCCUGUCCUUCAUGGGUGUGGGACGAGACGUUCAUACGUUCGCCUUCAUCAUGGACACCGGGAACCAGCACUUCCAGUGUCACGUCUUCUGGUGUGAACCCAAUGCCGGCAGCGUGUCGGAGGCCGUGCAGUCCGCCUGUGUGCUGCGCUAUCAGAAGUGUUUGGGGAAGAGCAGCUCUUCUUCUGCGGUUCCUGCAGAUUCUGUGACCCGCCGUGUGACCUCCAGUGUUAAACGUGGCGUCCAAUCAAUUAUAGACACUCUGAAAAAGAAGCCCGCCCCCGAGCUCCCCAACCAAUGACGGAGCAGCAGCGCUCUGACGGACAGCAGGUGUGUGUGUGUAUUUACUGCUGCAGCGAGGAGAGAAACACACACCGGCGGACACACAGAGAUGUACAGCAGAUAAAUGAGGGGCUGGAGAUAUAUGCGUGUGUGUGUGUGUGUGUGUUCAGCGUCUGAAGCGGUGACUGUGCCGAAUGAAGCAUGCCUCUGCCUUACACACACAAACACUAAACACACACUUCAUGACUGUCAUUUACUGCAAACUACACACACUCUCACUGACUCUUUGUCUAUCUGUUUAUCUCUCAAUUCAAUUCAGUUCAGUUCACUUCAAUUCAAUUCAAUUCAAUUCAAUUCAAAUAAGUUCACUUUA